CAUGGGCAUGAGACGGCAGCACAAAGAUACAACGCUACUCGUGUCCAGGCGGGAUAUGAACCUGAGAGCAUGGCAGACUACCUGAUCAGCGGGGGGACAGGGUACGUACCGGAGGAUGGACUGACAGCGCAACAACUUUUUGCCAUCGGUGACGGACUCACAUACAAUGACUUCCUGAUCCUUCCUGGGUUCAUAGACUUCACAUCAGAUGAAGUAGAUCUGACCUCAGCCCUGACCAAGAAGAUCACCCUGAAGACCCCCCUGAUCUCCUCCCCCAUGGACACUGUCACAGAGUCCUCUAUGGCCAUUGCUAUGGCACUCAUGGGCGGGAUUGGAAUCAUCCAUCAUAACUGUACCGCUGAGUUCCAGGCUAACGAGGUCCGCAGGGUCAAGAAAUUUGAGCAGGGCUUCAUCACAGACCCAGUGGUGAUGAGUCCUCGUCACACGGUAGGGGAUGUGUUCGAGGCCAAGGUACGCCACGGCUUUUCCGGUAUCCCCGUUACUGAGACGGGGAAGAUGGGCAGCAAGCUGGUGGGUAUCAUCACCUCGAGAGACAUCGACUUCUUGUCCGAGAAGGACCACGAUAGACCUCUGGAGGAGGCAAUGACCAAGAGGGAAGAUUUAGUGGUUGCACCGGCUGGUGUUACAUUGAAAGAGGCUAACGAUAUCCUGCAGCGCAGUAAGAAAGGUAAGCUGCCCAUCGUCAACGACAGCGAUGAGCUGGUGGCCAUCAUCGCCAGGACAGACCUGAAGAAGAACAGAGACUACCCCCUGGCCUCCAAAGACUCACGCAAGCAGCUGUUGUGCGGUGCGGCCAUCGGCACCAGGGAGGACGACAAGUAUCGCCUGGAACUGCUCAUGCAAGCCGGGGUUGACGUGAUCGUUCUGGACUCGUCACAAGGGAACUCAGUCUAUCAGAUCAACCUGAUCAACUACAUCAAACAGAAGUACCCAGAGCUGCAGGUGGUGGGAGGGAACGUGGUGACUGCCGCCCAGGCCAAGAACCUGAUCGAUGCCGGCGUAGACGCCCUCAGAGUGGGCAUGGGCUGUGGCUCCAUCUGCAUCACCCAGGAAGUGAUGGCCUGCGGACGUCCCCAGGGCACGUCGGUGUACAAGGUGGCCGAGUACGCCCGCCGUUUUGGUGUGCCCGUCAUCGCGGACGGAGGAAUUCAGACUGUUGGGCACGUGGUGAAAGCUCUGGCCCUCGGAGCAUCUACAGUGAUGAUGGGGUCGUUGCUGGCGGCAACCACCGAGGCUCCUGGGGAAUAUUUCUUUUCGGAUGGCGUGCGCCUGAAGAAGUACCGUGGCAUGGGCUCCUUGGAUGCCAUGGAGAAGAACAGCAACAGUCAGAAGCGUUACUUCAGUGAAGGGGACAAGGUGAAGGUAGCACAGGGUGUGUCGGGCUCGGUCCAGGACAAAGGCUCCAUCCACAAGUUUGCCCCAUACCUCAUCGCUGGAAUUCAACAUGGCUGUCAAGACAUAGGAGCUAAGAGCCUGUCCAUACUGCGGUCUAUGAUGUACUCCGGGGAGCUGAAGUUUGAAAAGAGGACCAUGUCUGCCCAGGUGGAAGGAGGAGUCCACGGGCUCCACUCUUACGAGAAGCGACUAUACUGAGGCAGGAAGUAAGGCCAGCGCGCGGGGGGCCCCUAAUGUGCCCGCUCCUACAACAAUGAAGAAUAAUGGACACCAC
Messenger RNA from Hypomesus transpacificus, 1690 nucleotides. Its product is annotated as inosine-5'-monophosphate dehydrogenase 1a. Gene Ontology annotation, cellular component: cytoplasm. The record is from RefSeq and is a predicted model, not a curated record. The transcript has 15 exons. Gene Ontology annotation, biological process: GTP biosynthetic process. The coding region runs from base 70 to 1614 and encodes 514 amino acids. NCBI's taxonomy places the organism in Eukaryota, Metazoa, Chordata, Actinopteri, Osmeriformes, Osmeridae. Gene Ontology annotation, molecular function: IMP dehydrogenase activity.